CGCGAACUCACGUUUCGUGACGAUUCAGCAACCAUGGCGCGACGAUUAGUUGUCCUCAGUGCUCUCACGGCCACGUCGGCGCUCGUCGCGCCGCGGAGCCUGAGCCCCGCCACGCCCCGCAGCACCACUCCCACCAAUGCGCCGCGGGAGCUCGUCGUUUUGAAUAAUGACGGCGGCGGCAAGAUCAUGGGCGGCGGUUUUAAUGCGGCGGGCGAGCCGCCCAUCAAGAUCCGGGGCUUCUCCCUGGCCACGGCGGCGCUCGCCGCCGGCGCGCUCAUCACUUUAUCUAGUUUCGCCGCCUUCUUCACGUCGGGCGGCGGCGGCGGCACGGCGUCCGUGUCGUCGCUGGGCUUCAUCUACGGCAUCCCCACGCUGCUGGUGGGCGCUGCUUUAGCGUACGCCGAGCUGGAGCCGGUCCCCGUCACUUACGACGGUUCCGAAUCUAAAUUAGAAGCUCUAUUCGAGCGCAAGGCGAACGAGGCCAUGCGCAAGGUGAGGGAAGAUGUCACUAGACAUCGUUACGGCGACGACGCCCACUUGGACACCACCACGAAAGCUUUAGGGUUGGUCGAGCCCGGGCGACCCUACCCGAUCUUGCUCGAGGUCAAGUUGGGCGAGACGAGCAAGGGCGAGCUCUCGUACUCCAUGAUCUUCAACGCGCCGGAGGCCCCUUUUUCGUUGUGGGCCGACGAGAAACGCGUGCGCAAGUACGAGACCUUCUUCGGGCCGGACAUCGACGCCGAGGUUGUGAAAGUAGACGCCGAGAAGCGCGUCGUCGCCAUCGUGCUGGCGACGAACAGCGGGACGCCGGGUGCCUCGGGUCUGAAGGACGAGGAGGUCGCAGUCGAGUUCACGGGCGCGGUGCCCGACGUGCUCCCGGCGCGGAACCGCUCCUAGGCUUGUUGACCAUGGGGGUGGCGCUAAGAGGUGUUGAAUAACGAGUUUCUUUUA
Molecule: messenger RNA, 951 nt
Organism: Pelagomonas calceolata
Lineage: Eukaryota; Pelagophyceae; Pelagomonadales; Pelagomonadaceae
Source: the annotation of a GenBank genome assembly